AUGUACCAUAAAUACCCACCACCACAACCAUCGAUUCACAACCAUCCCACAAUGGCAAAGCUCAUAGCACUAGCACUUGCUUUCACAGCCCUUGUAGCCUUUGCUUCCGCCCACAGCACCAUCAUCACCACCACCAUCGAGGAGGAAAGCACAUUCUCGAAGGAGCAGUGCAGCCAACAGCUCCAGGGACAAAGAUUCAAUCAGUGCCAGAGGUAUCUCGCGCAGGGCCAGAGUCGGUAUGAAGAAGACAACCGAAGUCAGCAGCAGGGCGGCCUCCAGUUGUGCUGCCAAGAGCUCCAAUACGUCGACGAGCAGUGCCAGUGUGAGGCUGUGAAAGAAGCAUUCCGGGAAGCCCAGAAGAUGCAACAACAACAACAGGGACAACAAGGCGGAAGCUUCGGUUCCAAGCAGAUCAGACAGAUGAUGCAGAAGGCUCAGAACCUUCCUAACCAAUGCAAACUCCAAACUAGACAAUGCCAAGUCGGAAAAAUCUCAAUCACCACCUUCACCACUAUCACCGAGGACACCACCUACAGCCGCCGUGGCUCGCAACAGCAGUGCGAGCACAUCCGAGGCCGACAAUUCAACCAGUGCCAAAAUUUCAUCCAACGACAAAUGGGUUCCUAUGCAACCCUUCUGAUGAGCGUCAGCAGGCAAGGUCAACAGCCACAAGGUCUCGAACAAUGCUGCAGUGAGCUUCAGAACGUGGAGGAAGAAUGCCAGUGCGAGGCCAUGCAGGAGGUGUACAGGCAAGCCCAGAGGCAGCAGCAACAAGGGAGCCAACAACGUGGCCGACGUGGUGGACAGCCUCAGACCCAAGACUUGCAGCAGAUUGUUCAAAUAGAUGAUGUGAAGAAGGCAUUGGAUAAGAAUCCUGCAAAACAAGUUGGUUCAGAUGUUGAAAAUAUGUUGAAGACUGGAAGAUUGGUUGCACAGUCGACUCUUGAUCUGAAAGAGAAAGCUGGUAUGGCAGUACAAGCAGAAAGGCAGAAUUUUCUCAGAUUUUUGUCACAUUUUAGAGCUGUUCAUAGAGGUUCUUCACUUGCAGGACUUCGUGCUACAAGUGUGCGUAAAUUAUUGCCAAAGUCAUGGGGUUUUGUAUGCCCUGUUGACACGCCAGAUGACGCUCCAUGUGGACUGCUGAAUCAUUUGACUGCCUCAUGUCGGAAACCACUUACAAAUGUAAUUGCUAUUGGUAUUGGUGGAAGCUUUCUUGGUCCAUUGUUUGUGCACACUGCUCUUCAAACCGAUCCAGAAGCUAGUAAAUCAGCUGGAGGAUGCCAACUUCGCUUAAUGAUAGGAAAUUUGCAACUAUGGAAAGAAAGAUGGGCAAGCUGUGCGAAUCCUGAAAACGAUUUUACACAAAAGAUACUAAUGUAA
Molecule: messenger RNA, 1380 nt
Organism: Lactuca virosa
Lineage: Eukaryota; Viridiplantae; Streptophyta; Magnoliopsida; Asterales; Asteraceae
Source: the annotation of a GenBank genome assembly